This is a messenger RNA of Ictalurus furcatus (blue catfish), 1479 nucleotides long. It is a transcript of the gene plppr2b, whose product is annotated as phospholipid phosphatase related 2b. The transcript has 8 exons. The record is from RefSeq and is a predicted model, not a curated record. Gene Ontology annotation, biological process: signal transduction; phospholipid dephosphorylation; phospholipid metabolic process. Gene Ontology annotation, molecular function: phosphatidate phosphatase activity. The coding region runs from base 412 to 1479 and encodes 355 amino acids. NCBI's taxonomy places the organism in Eukaryota, Metazoa, Chordata, Actinopteri, Siluriformes, Ictaluridae.
GUGUGUGUGUGUGUGCGUGUGUUAGUGUAUGUGUAUGUGUGUGUGUGUGCAACAUUUUUGACGAUGUUGUGCAGAAACAUGCAGUGCUUUGAUUACACUCCUCUGCUCUCGUUUCUUUUUUUAACUCUUUCAUUUGUGUGUUCACUUGUUUGAAUAUGUCUAUAUUUAUCAUACACUUACACACACACACACACACACACACUUGCACUCACAGUCUCCCUAAUUGAGGGCAGGCAUUUCAGUGCUGCUGUCGAUCGUGUGUGUGUGUGUGUGUGUGUGUGUAGUGCUCAGCUGGGCAGAGAUAAUCUGAGAGAGAGAGAGAGAGAAGUGUGUGGUGUGUUUUAGUGGAUAUGCAGCUCGACUCUCAUCAGCGAUACUGAGUGUGUGUGAUCUUUGUCAAAAAGAAGAAGGAUGGACAGAAGGGUGACUGGAGGAAGAGGAGGGCUGAAGAAGAGCACACACAUCGUCCCCUGCUUCUUGUUUGUGGAGUUGGUUAUCAUGUCAGCCGUGGUGUUGUUGGCGUAUUAUUUUGAGUACACUGACACAUUCCCCGUCCAUCUGCGAGGCUUCUUCUGCUUCGACCGGACAUUCUCUCGCCCAUACCUCGGUCCCGAGGAGUCCAGUCGAGCUCCACCCGCACUCGUCUACUCACUCGUCACUGCCAUUCCCACCAUCACGAUCCUGAUCGGUGAGUUGGCGGCGUUUUUCUCGAAGCCUGAGUCUCCUCAGGAGAAAACCAUUGUCACUGCAGACUGUUGUUAUUUCAGCCCCAUGCUGCGCCGCAUCGUCCGAUUCCUGGGCAUUUACUCCUUUGGCCUCUUUGUCACCACCAUCUUCGCCAACGCGGGUCAGGUGGUGACAGGAAGUCAAACACCUCACUUCCUGUCUGUGUGUCGUCCAAACUACACGGCGCUGGGCUGCCGGUCUCCUCUGCAGUACAUCAGUGAGAAGAGGGCGUGUCGUGGGAAUCCCUCCAUCAUCAACUCCGCCCGCAAGUCCUUCCCUUCUAAAGACACUGCACUGAGCACCUACUGUGCCGUGUACACUGCUAUGUACAUCACCUUGGCGUGUAAGACUAAAGGUACACGUUUAGCCACACCCACUCUGAGCCUUGCUGUCAUCUCAUUAGCUGUCAUGGUGGGCGUGGUCAGAGUGGCAGAGUACCGGAACCACUGGUCUGAUAUUCUGGCAGGUUUUGUCACAGGGGGCGCUAUUGCAAUGUUUCUGGUGACAUGUGUGAUUAAUAAUUUCCAACAGAAGUUGCCCCCUGCAUCUCUACCUGUCCCACCCCCUCCACCUCCACCUCCACCUCCACCUCCAUCUGAAUUGCCCCCCAUCACCAUGCCCAGUGUAGAGAGUCCACUCGAAAAGUUUCAGGCGCUUCGUUCUCAGGUGUCACAUGAUGAUCAGCGUUAUUUACUCUCCGCCCCUCCUGAUGUUCUCGUCCAAUCCCGUCGUCCCCUUACCAGCGCAGUGUAA